CAUGUCAGUGACUACAUAAAACAUCCAUUCAAAGUCCGGUCGGAGUUUCGACGUUCUCAGUUUCUGAUGGUACGGGGGGAGCGGCAAAUGAAGCGAUGAGCGAUAGCAUGGCAUGGCAGAGCAUGCCAUCAGCAUUGGUCUUUAAUACAUUCAUGGCUAAUGAAUAGAAUUCGUAUUUUUACUGUUUUUAAACUUCCAUUGUUCAGGCAAACGACCUCUCUUUCAUAUAAAAGCUUUAAAAGUACGAUGAGUGAACAACAUAGUUUUCCUAAGGAGGAAGAAAAGAUUUUGGAAUUAUGGAAGGAAUUAGAUGCUUUCCAAUCAUCCCUCAAGCAAUCGAAAGGAAAACCCAGAUAUACUUUCUAUGAUGGUCCUCCUUUUGCAACUGGUUUGCCUCAUUAUGGUCACAUUCUUGCAGGAACUAUCAAGGAUAUUGUCACUCGUUAUGCACAUCAGUCAGGAUAUCAUGUUGAAAGGAGAUUUGGGUGGGAUUGUCAUGGGUUACCUGUGGAAUAUGAAAUUGAUAAGAAAUUAGGUAUUACUGGACCGGAAGAUGUGCAAAAAAUGGGAAUUAAAGCUUAUAACCAAGAAUGUCGCAAUAUUGUGAUGCGAUAUUCAGGAGAAUGGGAGAAUAUUGUGUGUCGACUAGGUCGGUGGAUUGAUUUUAAAAAUGAUUAUAAAACUUUGUAUUCCUCGUUCAUGGAAUCUGUUUGGUGGGUGUUUAAAGAACUUUAUAAGAAAGGAUUAGUUUAUCGUGGCUUUAAGGUCAUGCCAUAUUCCACAAAAUGUACAACACCUCUUUCCAAUUUUGAAGCCAAUCAAAAUUACAAAGAUGUUGUGGAUCCAGCAGUGAUCAUUGAUUUUCCUCUUGAUGAUGAACCAAAUGUAAGCUUAAUUGCAUGGACUACAACUCCAUGGACAUUACCUAGCAAUGUGGCAUUAGUGGUUAACCCAAAUUUUCAAUAUGUCAAAAUAAAAGAUAAUCAAACAAGUAGAGUGUACAUUAUGAUGGAAGCCAGAAUCACUGCACUAUUUAAACAACCUGACGACUACACUAUCUUGGAAAGAUUUCAAGGAAAUACGUUAAAAGACAAGACGUACAAGCCUUUAUUCAAUUAUUUUGACCAGUUAAAAAAUAAUGGUGCAUUUCGCGUACUUUGUGACACGUUUGUGACAGAAGAUAGUGGUACUGGUGUUGUUCAUUCAGCUCCAGGGUUUGGUGAGGACGAUUACCGUGUAUCGUUAGCCCAUGGUGUGAUAACCAAAGACGGAAAAAUUCCAUGUCCUGUUGACAGUAAAGGACAUUUUACUGAAGAGGUCACUGAUUUUAAAGGCAUUCACGUCAAGGAUGCUGAUAGCAAGAUCACCAAGUUACUGAAACAACGAGGAAGAUUGGUUCAUCAAAGCACAAUAAAACAUAGUUAUCCAUUUUGUUGGAGAUCGGACUCUCCACUUAUUUAUAAAGCCGUUCCUGGCUGGUUUGUCCGUGUUGAAUCUAUUGUUGAUAAACUGCUGGUCAACAACCAAAAGUCGUAUUGGGUACCCGAAUUUGUCAAGGAGAAACGUUUUCAUAAUUGGUUGGAAAAUGCACAUGAUUGGAAUAUUUCACGAAAUCGUUAUUGGGGAACCCCCAUUCCGCUCUGGGUGAGCGAUGAUUAUGAAGAGAUUAUUUGUGUGGGGUCCAUUGACGAACUAGAAAAAUUAUCAGGAGUACGAGCAACAGAUCUCCAUCGCGAAAAUACAGAUGCGAUAACCAUUCCUUCUCAAACCGGUCGUGGAACCUUGAAAAGAAUCAGUGAAGUCUUUGAUUGUUGGUUUGAAAGUGGAAGUAUGCCUUAUGCUCAAGAACAUUAUCCCUUUGAAAAUAAAGAAGAAUUUGAGAAAUCGUUUCCUGCCGAUUUCAUUGCCGAGGGAAUUGAUCAAACUCGAGGAUGGUUUUAUACACUGUUAGUUAUAUCAACCGCAUUGUUUGAUGAGCCACCUUUCAAGAAUCUCAUUGUUAACGGACUUGUUUUAGCAGCUGACGGUUCUAAAAUGAGCAAAAGGAAGAAAAAUUAUCCUGAUCCAAUGGAAGUUAUAAAUAAAUAUGGUUCAGAUGCUUUAAGAUUAUAUCUUAUAAACUCGCCAGUAGUCAGAGCUGAUACUCUGAAAUUUCAAGAAAAAGGUGUUAAAGAUAUCAUUAAAGAUGUUUUUUUACCUUGGUUCAAUGCUCACCGAUUUCUUUUACAAAAUAUUCAACAAUAUGAAAAGGAAAAUGGAGUGAAAUUUAUGUACGAUGAGUCAAAGCUGACUGAUUUGAAUAACAUAAUGGAUAAGUGGAUUCUUUCGUCAGUCCAAUCUCUUGUUGUAUUUUUCGAACAAGAAAUGACAGCUUACCGUUUGUACACUGUGGUUCCACGUUUGGUUAGGUUUAUUGAUCAAUUGACAAACUGGUAUGUCAGAUCGAACAGAAAACGAAUAAAGGGUGAGGUUGGUGUAGAAGAUAGUUUAAUGGCCAUGCAGACAUUGUUUUGUGUUAUUUAUUCAAUGAAUAGAAUGAUGGCACCAUUCACACCGUUUCUGACUGAAUUUAUGUAUCAAAAGAUGAAGAAAUUCAUUGAAUUUGACAAAUGUGAAGAGCACAAUGAUAGUAUUCAUUAUCUGAUGCUUCCUAAAUUAAGAAAAGAUUUGAUUCAUGAAGAUAUCGAGAGAGCUGUUGAUCAUAUGCAGUCGGUAAUUGAAUUAGGUCGUGUGGUUAGGGACAGAAAAACUUUACCGAUCAAGUACCCUUUACCAGAAGUCGUUGUAAUACACCAAGAUCAUGAAUAUUUAAAAGACGUCGAAUCUUUGGAAAGUUAUAUUGUUGAGGAAUUGAAUGUAAAGAAACUGACUGUGUCAUCAGAAAAAGAUAAAUAUGGAAUUAAACUGAAAGCAGAGCCUGAUAAUCAAACUUUGGGUAGAAGACUUAAAGGAGAUUUUAAGAAAAUCUCUGGAGCAAUAAAAGAACUGACAGACAGUCAGUUGAAGCAAUAUGUCAAGGAUGGCGAAAUUACUAUUGCUGGACAUAAGCUAUCUGGAGAAGACAUAAAGUUGAUUUACACCUUUGAUCAAAACAGCUCGUCGAAAUACGAAGCUCAUUCUGAUAAUGAUGUUCUCAUUUUGCUUGAUGUCACGCCAGAUCAGUCAAUGUUGGAUGAAGGAGUUGCUCGAGAAAUCGUUAAUAGAAUACAAAGACUCCGUAAGAAAGCAAAUUUACAACCGACUGAUGACAUCACUCUGACGUAUGAGAUUACGUCAAUCGGUGACAAGGAGAAAGCAAUGUAUCUGAAAUCGGUUAUUAACAAUUAUAUGGCAUAUAUUACUGACGCUAUAAAACAACCUAUCGUUGCCUCUGAUUCUAAUGUCCAACUGCCGUUUAUAACAGAGGAAAAAGUCGAGUUAAAAGGCAGUCAACUGACACUAUGGAUCUACCGUGGACAUUCGUCGUCAGUGGGCUCAGGACCAACACCAUUCUGUAACUUUGUCAAUAUAAAACUUGCUUACGAUGUCAAACCUGGAGCAGGUGUGACUGGGAGUAUGGGAACCAUUCUACUAGAAAAUCCUAAAGGAGAAUUUCCUUUAACAUAUGAGGAGUUAUUUAAGCAGGUACGAAAUGUAUUUGGAUUAUAUGGUAAAAAGAUACGUCUCUCUCUGGAUGCUGAGGGAAAAUCGGAGAUGACAUCAUUCGAACCAUGUGUAAAGUCAGGAUCAACCGUUUAUGUAUUUUCAAAAUGAUACCAACUUAACUGACCCAUUCAUAAUUAUGGUUCAUAAUUUACAAAAUUGAGACAAUUGCAAGAGAAUAUAAACCAACUGACAUGGUCAGUAUACAUGGAAAGUUGCAUAUUAAAAUUCCUUUAAAAUUUGUA
This is a messenger RNA of Xenia sp. Carnegie-2017, 3887 nucleotides long. Its product is annotated as isoleucine--tRNA ligase, cytoplasmic-like. NCBI's taxonomy places the organism in Eukaryota, Metazoa, Cnidaria, Anthozoa, Malacalcyonacea, Xeniidae. The transcript is spliced from 36 exons. Bases 160 to 3753 code for a protein of 1197 amino acids. Gene Ontology annotation, molecular function: isoleucine-tRNA ligase activity; tRNA binding; aminoacyl-tRNA deacylase activity. Gene Ontology annotation, biological process: isoleucyl-tRNA aminoacylation. The record is from RefSeq and is a predicted model, not a curated record.